AUGGGAAAGGAUGCAAAUGGCGGAUGCUUGCUCAACGUACUGAACCUGGCAGCUUACCUUGUGAACUUGGGCAUCACUUACGGCUCUUUGACCGGUGCUUUUGGGCCCACCAACAGCAACCUCAGUGCCAAGUACCAUACCCUCCUCACGCCAUCAGGCUUCGCCUUCUCGAUUUGGGGACCCAUCUUCAUUUGGGAGGGGGUGUUCGCUGUGGCGCAGAUGUUCCCAUCAUAUCGCGCCAACCCAAUCGUUACCACCAUUACUCCCUGGUGGAUCGGCGCAUGCGUUUUCCAGUGCGCAUGGACUCUCUUCUUCGCGCAGGAGGUCAUGAUUGGGGCAAUGGCUUGCAUGUUGGGCAUCUUCAUUUGCCUCAUGGUAGGCAUUUUGCGCCUAGAUUUCCUGGAAAAGAUCUCCACCUGCGACUACUGGCUGCUCAGGGCGCCAUUCUCGCUGCACUGCGGCUGGAUUGUUGCGGCCACUUCCUUGAACAUUGGUGUGGUGGCCGACUUUUACAAAGCUGGCCCUGACGUGAUGUUGGCGCUGGCCAUGGUUUGUUUUGCGGGCAUCGCGGCAGUCGUCACUGUGUUUACCUUCGCCAGCCCGAAGGCAGAUCCUAUCAUAGCACUUGUGGCCUGCUGGGCAUUGCUUGGCAUGGUCGCAGAGUUGGCGGAUGCAGAGAAGCUGAAGGACGAGGCCACGCGCUGGAACUUCUUCGCCUGGCCAGAUUACGUGAUCAACGCAGUGCGGAUUUGCGCCUUUAUCCUCAGCCUCCUCUGCAUCGUGGCAGCCACGACCGCCACA
Symbiodinium pilosum is the source of this 801-nucleotide messenger RNA. Lineage: Eukaryota; Dinophyceae; Suessiales; Symbiodiniaceae. The record is from the annotation of a GenBank genome assembly.